Rhincodon typus (whale shark) is the source of this 1334-nucleotide messenger RNA. It is a transcript of the gene ptcd3, whose product is annotated as pentatricopeptide repeat domain 3. The transcript has 13 exons. Gene Ontology annotation, cellular component: mitochondrion. Gene Ontology annotation, molecular function: rRNA binding; protein binding; ribosomal small subunit binding. Gene Ontology annotation, biological process: mitochondrial translation. NCBI's taxonomy places the organism in Eukaryota, Metazoa, Chordata, Chondrichthyes, Orectolobiformes, Rhincodontidae. The record is from RefSeq and is a predicted model, not a curated record. The coding region runs from base 74 to 1132 and encodes 352 amino acids.
GGUGCUUGCACGAAGGCGAUGAACUUGUACACGGAUUUAUUGAACAAUCGAAUGAAAGGAGCUGCUGAAGCAAAUGGCUGAACAAAAGGUGCAGCCAAACUUGUUAACUUUUAAUUCUGCAAUGAAGAGUCUCCGAAAGUGUGGUUCAAUCGCAAAAGGACUUUCCAUCCAAAUACUUAAUGAAAUGAAAUAUCUAAAUAUAGAACCAAGUUUGGCUACCUUUGAUCAUCUACUUGCUAUAUUCUAUAAACCUGGCGCAGUUACCCGACCGCACACUGACAUCAUCUUUGAGGUGCUUGAUGAAAUAGAGGGGAAGCAUUUUGAGGCCCGGGAUCCUGAUGAUGUGAACUUCUUUAUCAGUGCUAUGAGGCUGUGUUUGGAUUUGAAAGACCUUGAAUUGGCUUACAGAUUGCACAAGACACUUGAAACUGGAAACAACUGGGUAUUAUUGGGCGAUUCUUAUCAGCAAAGUAUUUAUUAUGGGAGAUUCUUUAGCCUCUUAUGCACAAUGGAGAGCAUUGACGUGGUUCUCAAGUGGUAUAAAGCCCUCAUUCCAUCGCUCUACUACCCCAAUGUGCAAGGAAUGAGGGAUCUGCUGCAGGCGUUGGACACUGAAAACCACUUGCACCUGAUUCCAAAUGUCUGGAAAGACAUUAAGCAACUUGGUCACAGUAAUAAGCAGGAUCUUGUGGAGGAGGUCCUUGAACUGAUGAGUCGUGACAAACACAGUCCACAGUUGCAAGCUGCAUUUUCUGAGACUGCACUGGACAUAAAGUCUGUAUAUAAACGGGACCAGUUCCGUAAUAUGCAAUGGACAUCUACCUCUUUAGGAAAUGUCACUGCUCUGUUCCUGAGAGGAGGCCGAACUCAAGAUGCUUGGGAGAUGCUGCAACUUUUUAAAACUAACAACAGGGUUCCUGGUAAAGAACUAUUGGAUGAGUUUUUGGAUCAUGCUAAGGAAAGCAAUAACAAGACUCUGGCUAUUGACUUGGUAAAACUGGCCGGGACAUUCAGUUUGCCUGCAACAUCAGAGCUGUUUGAGCGCGUAAUGAUUGAGUAUCAACUGACGGAUGAAGAGAAAAAAUCACUGGAAGAGUUGGAUGCCACCAGCAGUGAUAGUGACCGAGAAUAAUCUUCUGAUGUUUGAGUCUUAUCAAAUGAUCUUCUGUUGAAUUUAUGACUGCAUAAGGAUUGACCUGGGUAUUUGUUCACUGACUUCUGCACUGGACUGAAGGAAUCUUAUGACUUUUAUAGUUUUAUCUGAUGUAAGAUUUAAUAACAUAACUACAAAAUUAUGUAAGUAUAUGGAAUAUUAAAAUAUGACAGAUCUGAAA